Pseudonaja textilis is the source of this 377-nucleotide messenger RNA. Lineage: Eukaryota; Metazoa; Chordata; Lepidosauria; Squamata; Elapidae. The record is from RefSeq and is a predicted model, not a curated record.
GCAGUGUCCAGAAGGAUACAAAUGUAUAGCAGCUGGUAGAAACCCGGACUAUGGCUAUACAAGCUUCGAUAGCUUUAGUUGGGCUUUCUUGUCACUCUUUCGGCUGAUGACUCAGGAUUACUGGGAAAACCUUUAUCAACAGACCUUGCGGGCUGCUGGCAAAGGAUACAUGUUCUUUUUCGUCGUGGUGAUUUUCCUGGGUUCUUUCUACCUGAUCAACCUGAUCUUGGCAGUAGUAGCUAUGGCCUACGAUGAGCAAAAUCAAGCUACUAUUGAGGAAGCUCUGCGAAAGGAGACCGAGUACCAGCAAAUGCUUGAGCAUCUGAAAAGGCAACAAGAGGAAGCGCAGGUACCGGAGUCUAAAAUCUUCAAGAAAA